Zea mays is the source of this 856-nucleotide messenger RNA. RefSeq lists its product as uncharacterized. The coding region runs from base 23 to 856 and encodes 277 amino acids. The transcript is spliced from 6 exons. The record is from RefSeq and is a predicted model, not a curated record. Lineage: Eukaryota; Viridiplantae; Streptophyta; Magnoliopsida; Poales; Poaceae.
AAAGUUUGUAAGAGGAAGAGGAAUGGGUAAAGAAACGGAGGUCAAUGAAUAUGAACUACAAAGGGCUGCCAACAUAAAAGAAAAUUUGAAGCGGAUGAGAUCUCUUAAUCUCCAUGUACCUAGUACUAUGGUUAGUGAAGAAGCAAAUGGAUCACAUCAAGCCAAUAAGAAACAUAAGACAAGGACAUUAGCAGCUUCAACUAAUGGACCUACUUUGCGAUCAAGGACUGAAAGGGAUAUUGUUGAUGAAGAAUCUGAAAAUAGUUACGAAGAAUCUGAAAACCCCAUCAAUGAUGAAGAGCAACCUAUUGGGCAUCGAAAUAUAAAGAAAGGAAGGGGCCCAACCUUGAAGAAGAACAUAUAUUCAAGUAGUGGUGGGCCUAAAAUCUGCAUUACCCUUAAUGAAUAUGGACAACCAGUUGGUAGGAACAGCAAAGAGUUUGGUAAUUUCAUAGGAACUUUGGUGAGGAAAAAUAUCCCGGUUUCUUGUGAGGAUUGGAGACUAGUUGAUUCUAAAAAGAAGUUUGAGUUAUGGACAAAAGUGAAGGAAUACUAUGAAGUGGAUGAAUCUGGUAUAGAUUAUGUUAUAACAUCUGCAGCAAAAAAGUGCAGAGAGUUUAAGGCUGACCUAAAGAACAAAUAUUUUGAUGAAACAUUGAGUUUUGAAGAGCUUAUUGCUAAAAGGGAUGAAAGGGUGAAAGAAUCUGAUUGGGAGUGGUUGAUAACUUAUUGGAUGUCUCCAGAAGCCGAGGUUCGUACAAACAGAGGUAAAGAUAACCGUUCAAAGCUGACUAUGUCGCAUGCAGCUGGCAGCAAGAAUUAUGCUCGUGUGGGGCAUGAACUGGCCGAGCAAUAA